Messenger RNA from Medioppia subpectinata, 1586 nucleotides. NCBI's taxonomy places the organism in Eukaryota, Metazoa, Arthropoda, Arachnida, Sarcoptiformes, Oppiidae. The record is from the annotation of a GenBank genome assembly.
AAUUUAUAGCUAUUGUUCGGUCGGAAAGUAUAGGAUUUAUUCAAUUAAUGACAGCACUAGUGCCCACACAACAGCCAAACGAUACGUAUAUAACUUUUGCCGAUUGGGGAACAGUUGGAUCUCAAGUUAUAUUUGUCCACAAAAAUGAUAUUUACUAUAAAUCCGAUGCAAACGCAGCGCCGAUAAGACUUACAAAUACGGGCGAAGAUAUGGUUAUAUAUAACGGAAUACCCGAUUGGCUGUACAGACGAGAGAUCUUAAUGAACUCUCCCAAGACGUUUUGGUUAUCACCGGUGGGAACAAAGUUGGUCUACACCACCAUCGAUGACAGCGGUGUCGACUUAAUGAUCUGGCCAUUCUAUAGCACUGGCAAAUUGGCCCAGGGUUAUCAUAAUCAGUACCCUAAGAUCGAGAUGGUUAGGUACCCUAAAGUGGGCCGACCCAACCCUACGAUUGCGCUUCAUUGCAUAGAUUUGACACAAUUGCGUGAUUAUAACGACUCAAUUGGUAAACUGACCGCUCAUUUAAAGCCACCCAAAGAUAUCACAGAUUACGGAGAUCAUUAUAUGACAACAUUAAAGUGGGUCGACGAUCAUGUUGUUUGUGCGAAUUGGGUGACUCGUGCUCAAAACGUGUCGGUCAUGACCUGCUAUAGUAGUCGAGCCAAUUGGGAGCCAAUAUCUAAUUUCAAACUACAAUCGAGUAGUGGAUGGAUAGACUUCUCUACGAAUUACGGAUUAGACUUGAUUGUGGUCACACCAGACGGCGAGUCAUAUCUUAUAAAAGUACCCAAAAUGAGUGACAACGGGAGGGAUGUGUUCCCACACAUCGCCAAAGUGUCCGUUUCGUCGGCCGAAUCAUCGUUUUUAACGUCCGGUGUAUUUGAAGUGAAAGAUAUAUUAAACGUAAACACAGAAAGUGAUAAAAUCUAUUUUACCGCAACGUUUCCUUCAAAUCCGGGAGAAAAGCAUUUAAUGAGCGCUCCGUUAACCCAGUCGUCGGCGGCGGCGAAGGCAGAGCCCGUGUGUCACACAUGUCUUAUCAACACAUAUACAACCGAUAAGACUAACAUAUGUCUGGUCUCUGACGCCACGUUCAGCGAAGGGGCCAAACAUUAUAUCCAUCACUGUUUGGGACCUAAUAUUCCCCAAUCGGUGAUCAGGCGGACAGUCGACGACCGCUUACUUCAUACACUCGAAGACAAUAAACGCCUGAACACUAAACUCAAAGACCUAUCGGUUCCCAAAACUAUUUUCAUGAAGGUUCCGGUCGGACGCUAUCAGAUCGAUGUUCAGCUUUUUGUGCCGCAAUAUUUCGAUAGCGAAUCAAAACGAAAAUAUCCGUUAGUUUUCAAUGUUUACGGCGGACCCGGAGCUGAGAGCGAAUACGUUUCGCACAAAUACUUUUACAACCAAUUCGGCUCUUAUUUGGUCUCAAAUAAAAGCGUAAUCUAUGCCUAUCUGGACAGCAGAGGUGCCCCCAAUCGCGGCCAGGAAUUCAUGUUUGAAAUCUAUCGCCGAUUGGGAACCGUUGAGGUCGAGGACACUAUAGCUGUGGCCCGGGCUGUCGUUAAGGGGUUUGUGUAA